GUCCGUUGGUCUGUCCAAAAUUAGAACGGUGCAUGAACGACGAAACCCGGGCGCAUAGAGCUUGGUUGGCCUGUGGCCCUGUGGGGUUGGUCCCAGUCCGUCAGCGUUCAGUAGAGGUGCAACAAGGAAGCGUCCAUCGGUUUGACCGCUUUUGAAAACUUCUCUCACCUCCAAAAUCGUAAUGAAGUUGGCAUUUCCUCGACUUCAUGUGGAUGCAUCGGCUGUUGCCGGACUUAUUGAGUGGUAUUGCAAUCGACUGGGAAUGAGUGUCAUUAAAGAAAUAAAGAGUGAAAAGGAGCUGAUACACUGGGUUGGUUAUCAGAACGCGGCGCAAUCAGCGGUUGUAGAAUUUCGCUCGUCCCUCAAGCAAUCUACACCACCAAAGUACUACAAACCGCAACCAUCGUCUGAUGUUUACUGGAAGAUAGGAUUAUCACUUGCAGAUGUAGACAGUGCUCGUUCAAAGCUUUUACGUCAGGACGUGGAGGUCACUUCUCCAAGACAGUUCCGGGAUAUCGGAUACAUGUGCCACUUAAGCGACCCAUUUGGAUUUUCAUUAGAGCUGCUGCAACAUGAUUUCCAGUCUAAUUUUAGUUCUGAGCGCGUGCAAGCUUCUCUUGAACCGAACCUGGCGCUUGGGCAGCAAGCGCACAUCGGGCAAAUCACUCUUCGUGUUUCUGAUAUCAAUCGAAGCCUUCAAUUUUACCAGUCUACACUAGGUAUGAAGUUACUGUCAAUACAGAGCAUUCCAAACAUGUUCAACCUAUACUUCUUAGCCUGUACAGACGAGAAGCCACCUUCAGAUGAUGUAAACGCAGUGGAAAUCAGGGAGUGGCUUUGGAAAAGGCCUUACACCACUUUAGAGUUACAGCAUUAUCCUGGUACGGACCGGAAGUACAACACUGCAGACUUGAACCAUGAAAGUGGCUUUACUGCCCUCGCGUUUAUAGUUUCUGCACAGCGUUUUGAGGAGCUUAAAGUCUCAUCUAGUGUGGAGGAUGUGGGAAAGAAUUAUCCAGAAUACAAUUCCAAUGUUCUAGAAUGCAAAGACCCAGACGGUACAAGUGUGUUGUUUAUUUCAGAUUAGUGAAGGUGUCUCUCGACUACAUGUGGAUGCAUCGGCUGUUGCCGGACUUAUUGAGUGGCAUUGCAAUCGACUGGGAAUGAGUGUCAUUAAAGAAAUGAAGAGUAAAAAGGAGAAAGAAUUAUCCAGAAUACAAUUCCAGUGUUCUAGAAUGCAAAGACCCUGACGGUACAAGUGUGUUGUUUAUUUCAGAUUAGUGAAGGUGUCUUACGAGCUACACUACAGCGUCAUAAGGAUACAUGUACAAGAAUGUUAUUCAUUUUAGGCAAGUGACAGUGUCCUAAGGAUGAUACCUCCUAAAUUAGAGGUCCAUUAGUGUGGGCCAUGACCUGGCAGGAAAAGCAGAUCUUAGUCGCACGGGGGUGGGGGUACUCGACAAAGGUUUGUACAGGUAGGCUCAGCCCUUUUAACUGUAAUCAGGGUUAGGGAAAAGUCA
Porites lobata is the source of this 1520-nucleotide messenger RNA. The record is from the annotation of a GenBank genome assembly. Lineage: Eukaryota; Metazoa; Cnidaria; Anthozoa; Scleractinia; Poritidae.